CUAUCGUCAGUUUGUAAUUCAACAGCAACUAACUAUCAUCAUGGCAGUGAACUGAAUGUUGAUGUUGCAAGACAAAGUUCAUCAGAGGUUUACACAUGAAAAUAUCUACUACCAGUCAAGAUAAUGGAGGACAAUUCACAUAAAGGAGGAAGAAAACUUAGGGAAUCUUCAAGGGCAGUGAAACACCUGAAUACAGCUGAGAUUGCUGAGUUCCUUGCUGAAUCAGAUGAUGAGCUUUUCCUAGACAAUUCAGAUGAAGAUCCAGAUUAUGAGGAUGGUGAUUCUGAAAGUGAUGGUGAGGAUGGUGAUCAUACACCUGAGCAUCUGGACAUUGUUGAUGAUCACCAGAUCGAAAAUCAGCAGACUGUUCAAAAUACAGUACAGCCUAAUCUACGAGAUGAAAUUUGGUUUAGUGAAAAAGACAAUUCUCAUUCUGUAGGUGUUCCUGAAUUUCUGGGUUCUCAUAAGGUCAAUUUUGUAGGGGAUGUUCCAUUAGAUUAUUUUUUGAAACUUUUCUCAAUUGAUUUGUUGGAGGAAAUUACAUUCCAAACAAAUUUGUAUGCUUUACAAAAGGGUAAAGAAAAUUUAGCAUUGUCUAUAUCAGAAUUGAAAAUAUUUUUAGGUGUUGCUCUAGUUAUGUCAUACAUAAAGUAUCCUAGGAUAAGACAAUACUGGUCACAACAGGCAGGACUAAGAAUGGACCUUAUUGCUGAUGCAAUUUCAGUAAAUCGAUUUGAGGAGAUCAGGCAGUACCUUCAUUUCAUUGAUUCAAAUUCAAUUCCUGCUAACAAUACUGAUAAAGCUAUUAGAGUAAGACCAAUUCUUGAUAAGUUACAUGAGAAUUUUCAUGCUGCUGUUGAUGCAGAAGAGUGCCACAGUGUGGAUGAGAUGAUGAUACCCUUCAAAGGGCGCUCUUCUCUCAAACAAUACCUUCCCAGAAAACCAAAACGUUGGGGUUAUAAGAUGUGGGUUCGAGCAGGAAUCUCAGGCUAUGUUUACUGUUUUGAGUUGUACCAGGGUGCUUCUGGGGGCCGAGCAGAUAUAACUGAUUGUGGGGCUGUAGGAGAUGUGGUUCUCAGACUAUGCCAUGAUCUGCAUGGCAAGAAUCAUAAGGUGUAUGCAGACAACUUGUUUUCUUCAAUACCUUUAGUUAAAAAACUCAGAGAUUCAGAAAUAUGGUAUGUGGGUACAAUGAGAAUCAACCGAAUGAAGAAUGCUGAUAGAAAACUGAAAAGCCACAAGGAUCUCAAACAAGAAGGUCGAGGUAGUUCAUCACAAGUUACAUCAAACAAUGAUGUAACUAUUACUCGUUGGUUGGAUAAUUCAUUAGUUCAUGUGGUAUCUUCCUAUGCAGGGAAAACUCCAGAAAGUGAAACUGAGAGAUUCAGCAGGAAAGAGAAAAGGAGAGUACCAAUUAAAAGACCAUUUAGUGUUGAUUUAUACAAUAAACAUAUGGGGGGAGUGGAUUUGAUGGACUCUCUGGUUGCAUUGUACCGAAAUGAUGUGCGCAACAAGCGGUGGUAUAUGCGAAUAUUUUAUCACAUGCUGAAUGUAACUGUAGUAAAUGGAUGGAUUCUAUGGAAGUGGAAUGACCACCAGAAAAUGGACUUGUUGGAAUUUAAAAGUCGAGUUGCUUCAGGUCUGAUCUAUACAGGACUGGCUGAACUGAAUCGUAAAAAAAGGGGACGUCCUUCUUUAGAGGAGCAAACACCAGCACCAGUGAAAAAAAGAGUUACAAAUUCAGUUCCUUUAGAACUGAGAUUUGAUGGAGGGUCUCACUUUCCCAAAAAAACUGAGGGAAAAUUUGCAAAUAGGUGCAGGGAUAAGCACUGCCAAAGUAAAACAAGGUAUGAAUGUAACACAUGCAAAGUACCAGUUUGUCCUGAGUGUAUGUUAUCCUUUCACACCAAGUGAGUAAUAUGGCAUAUAACUGAUUGAUUGAUUGAUAUUUUAUUUCUGUAUUGUUUUUUGUGUAUUUAAAUAUUACCCUAUUUUUAUUGUAAAAUUAUUCUUGUGUAUUUACUAAUAUUAAUAAUAAUAUUCAUGGUGAAUAAAAGUAUUACAAAACAA
Nilaparvata lugens (brown planthopper) is the source of this 2070-nucleotide messenger RNA. Its product is annotated as piggyBac transposable element-derived protein 3. The transcript has 2 exons. The record is from RefSeq and is a predicted model, not a curated record. The coding region runs from base 124 to 1914 and encodes 596 amino acids. Lineage: Eukaryota; Metazoa; Arthropoda; Insecta; Hemiptera; Delphacidae.